Messenger RNA from Rhopalosiphum padi (bird cherry-oat aphid), 2924 nucleotides. Its product is annotated as DNA repair and recombination protein RAD54B-like. The coding region runs from base 268 to 2799 and encodes 843 amino acids. The transcript has 12 exons. The record is from RefSeq and is a predicted model, not a curated record. Lineage: Eukaryota; Metazoa; Arthropoda; Insecta; Hemiptera; Aphididae. Gene Ontology annotation, molecular function: ATP binding; ATP-dependent chromatin remodeler activity; DNA translocase activity. Gene Ontology annotation, cellular component: nucleus. Gene Ontology annotation, biological process: double-strand break repair via homologous recombination; reciprocal meiotic recombination.
UUCGUCUCCGAAAGUCUAAAAUUUAUAACGGCCACCAGAGACCUGACUACCUGAGUGACUGUAGUCUGUAAUACUGAAUUAGUAAUUACUAGUUAAUAUUAUUUAGAUAUUAAUGAUUUAUAUUUUACACUAAUAAUCUUUACGAAAUAUAAAUCGUUAACAUAUAAAUUAUGAUUAUUAAAUUCUAACUAUUGAUAACUAUUCUUUUUGUAAAUCAUAACAACACUCUUGGAUAGUGUAUAACACAAAUAGUUUAUUUAAAUUAUCAUGAGAAAAAGUCGUGCACCAUCACAACAGUUUCCACUUGUUCCUAAAGAGGAUAUUGAAAAAGGAGUAAAAGUCUUAAGAUCACCAUCUGAAAUUCUUAAACUGAUUAAUACAUGUGAUAGUACAACAAUAAAAAAUGUGUCUGGUAUAGUUCAGCCUCCUGAUAGCCAUACCAUCAAGAAUUGUAUUACACCUUUACAACCUCCUCAAAAUACAAUUAAAAACAUUCCAAAGUCUGUACAACAUAAAAGGAUAAUCAAGCCUAAUAAUAUACAUGUAUCUGAAAAUAAAGACCAACAUGAAAUUAAAGAGAAUGUUGUUCAAUCAUCAAAUACUUUAGGAAAUAAAAAGUAUAAUGUUACAUGGGGUAAACAAACAAAAAAGAAACACAAAACAUGGGAAGGUGAUGGGUACUUAAUUGUAUCUGAUAAAUUUGCAGCACUUUAUGAUUUAGAUGAUCAUAAAUUAGGUACUACUAGUGACUUAAAAUCUUUAGAUUUGGAGGAUGGUUCAAUUAUUGUUGUUGGUAAUAAACAAGUCCAGGUAUUAGAUUUAGUUACUGAAUUUGAUGCUGCAGCGACUGAAAAAUCAACUGCCAUUUCAUGUCCAGGACCUCCCCGUAAAAGAUCAAAGAUAUUGGAGGAUGUUAGUUCUCCUGAAGCACUAAUCAUGCCUAAACCUGAUAUUGAUCAUCAAUCUUUCUUCAACAAAAAAGAAGAUGAAAUCACUCCAGUUGUGCUUGAACCUUUUUUAGCAAAACAUUUAAGGCCUCAUCAAAAAACUGGCAUUAUUUUUUUGUAUGAAUGUGUUUCUGGAUUUAAAGAUCAAGAAUAUUUUGGUGCUAUAUUAGCUGAUGAAAUGGGUCUUGGCAAGACAUUGCAAACAAUUUGUUUGGUUUGGAUGUUACUGAAGCGAGGACCAUAUGGAGGUAUACCAUUGGCUAAAAGAGUACUGAUAGUGGCCCCUAGUAGUCUCAUAGGAAAUUGGGAAAAUGAAUUUACUAGAUGGUUAGGAAGGGAUAGACUAAGGCUGUUUUCUGUAGAUCAAAAAAAAAAACCCUCAGAGUUUGCUAGAUUACCUGCUCGGAGUUAUCCAGUAAUGAUAACUUCAUAUGAAAUGUUAGUACGUUACAUUGAAGAAAUUGAAAAAAUACGUUUUGAUUUAAUGGUAUGUGACGAGGGCCAUCGGUUAAAAAAUAACAGUACUAAUACAUCAUUAGCUUUAAGAAAGAUAGAAUGUAAACGAAGAGUUUUAUUGACUGGUACACCAAUUCAAAAUGAGCUUGCUGAAUUUUAUGCACUCAUAGACUUUGUUAAUCCUGGAAUAUUGGGAACGUAUUCAAUGUUUAAACGUGAGUUUGAGGAUAAAAUUGUUGAAUCUCAACAACCAGAAUGUCAUCCACAAUUAAUUUCUCUGGGAAAACAAAAAGCUUCAGACCUUAAUGAAGUAACAGAAAAAUUUAUUUUAAGGAGGACCCAAGAUGUUAACAACAAAUAUCUGCCUUCUAAAUAUGAAUCUGUAAUAUUCUGCGCAAUGGCUCCUAUUCAGUGCCGUUUAUAUGAAGAGACUGUUUCAUAUUGGGAAAAUCGUGUACAAGAAUUUGGUUUAAGUACUAUUUCACACUUUAGUGUCAUUACUAUGUUAAAGAAAGUUUGUAACCAUCCAGAAUUAUUAUUGAACAACCACAAUAACAGUGAUACUACUGAAGAGACACUAAGUCAACAUUUGAAUUGCACUAUUGUUUUAAAACAUUCAUUAAUUGAAAGUUCAGGAAAGCUUAUAGUCGUUGACAACUUAUUAAAAGAGUUGCAUAAAAAUGGUUCUGAAAAAACAGUUUUGAUAUCAUAUUAUACUCAGACUUUAGAUAUAUUUGCAAAGUUAUGUGAUAAGAAACAUUAUAAAUAUUUGAGACUUGAUGGAUCUACUGCUACUGCUCAACGAACUGAAAUAGUUAAAAAAUUUAAUGAUUCAAAUUCUGAUUACAGUGUUCUUUUAUUGAGUGCUAAAGCAGGUGGCGUCGGUCUGAAUCUUGUUGGCGCAUCUAAUUUGAUUUUGUAUGAUUCUGAUUGGAAUCCAGCUUCUGACCAACAAGCUAUGGCUAGAAUUUGGAGAGAUGGUCAAAAAAAAAAUGUUCACAUCUAUAGGUUACUAACUAGUGGUACAAUUGAAGAAAAGAUAUUCCAAAGACAAAUUAGUAAAACUGGUUUAAGUGAAGCCAUCACAAAUCCUGAUAAUCAAAAUAAUACAAAAUUAUCAUUUGAUCAACUUAAAGAUUUAUUUAAUUUUAAAAAAGAUGCUUUAUGCUCAACUCAUGAUUUAUUGGAAUGUAAUUGCGGUGGAAAAGGUCUAGUUCUUAGUGAUAAUAGUACAUUUGAAUGUGAUGAUAAAAAAUCUGAAGCACCACUGCGUGUUAAUGAAUUGAUGAAAUGGGAACAUCAUUCGUCACCUUUUAACAAAAAUGUUUUAGAAGCCAUGAACUUAUCUGGAGUAUCAUCAACUAUCCGCUUCUUGUUUAGGAAUAAAGCAAAUUAAUUGAAUAUUCAAUAAAAUAUUGGCUAUAAGGUCCUCAUACUGGUGCCUUAUAGUAUAUUACUUUAUGCCUAUUAUAAUUACACUGUAUAAUAUUUAUGUAUUAUUAAAAAAUGUAUUUAAUAUCA